This is a messenger RNA of Aspergillus calidoustus, 1802 nucleotides long. Lineage: Eukaryota; Fungi; Ascomycota; Eurotiomycetes; Eurotiales; Aspergillaceae. The record is from the annotation of a GenBank genome assembly.
ACUGCCCCCACCCUGAGUGGCCUGUUUCCCAUCGCUCGCAGGCUGCAACCAAGUUGUCUUCCAUCCGCCAUCCAGAGUCCGGGGAAGUUUUCCCAUACCGUUCUAGCCCACCUCCAUUCUCAUUUCUUCUGACACUAUUUCUCUCUCCGCGUACACUUGCGGGAAGGGCUGGAGGGAUGGUACGAAAGCCACAUAAAAAAUCAAGGCUAGGCUGCAUAGAGUGUAAAAGGCGCCACAUCAAGUGCGACGAAGGAAGGCCGAUAUGCGGAAACUGCAACAUCUCACGACGGGACUGCUCCUACGCAAGCAUGAUAUCAGAAGCGCAUAUCAUCCUGGAGCAAUUCCCCAGGACUUCGACAUCGGCCGGCACAGCUGAUAAACAGCGUCCGAGCGACUCACCAAAUCCCUCCCAAGCCGGCAGUGACAUUGACAGUCCCCCUGUGAAUCCACUCCAUCUCGAGCUCUUCCACCACUUUGUUCAGGACCUCUCCGUCUCCCUCGGCCUCGAUCGGAUCGUCUCCGGGAGUCGAGCAAUUGGCUUGAUGGGCUCUAUGUUGGCUGCGCCGUAUCUCAUGGACCAAAUCCUCGCUUUCUCUGCUCUGCAUCUUAGCAUCCUCCGCCGUGACCAGCAGAAGCACUACAAGUACCACGCGGACCAGCUCCAGACGCAUGCCAUUUCCGCCUUCAACGGGUUGAAACUAGAGGUGAAUCCCGAGAACUGCUUGCCUUUGUUCAUGUUCGCCUCGUGUCUGGCGAAUCACACCCUCUGCGAGAAGCUCGUCUUCCGCGCCGACAGCUUUGAUGGCUUCGUCGACGAUUUCGUCCAAUGUCUCCGUCUGCAUUGUGGCAUCCGCACGAUCACAUCUCAAUCAUGGCACUUCCUCUUGGAGACCCCUCUCAAGGAUACACUCCGAGGCGCAGGUCAGGCCUUGGAUGAGGGACCGCCGGGGGAUGAGUGCCUUGAGCUGUUAUCAUUAGUGAACACCACCGUGUCCGACUCUGCGACGAGGAAGACAUACCACCAGGCGAUCGAAAGCCUGCAGAAAACGCUGAACGCGAACCGAGUCUCGUCCAACGAGUAUGACGCGAUGAGUCUGGUCGUCUCGUGGCCAGUCAUGGUCCCCCCCGCGUAUUCCGACCGGCUCGCAGAGCGCCAGCCAGAGGCGCUCGUCAUCCUGGCCUACUACGCUGCCCUCGUACAUAUGCACUCUGACAUUUGGCUCUUUGGCGACAGUGGCUCGUACAUACUUCGGUCUGUCAACGGAUACCUGGGGCCGUCUUGGGAGCAAUGUCUACGGUGGCCGAACGAGAUUCUGCAAAGCUACUCGGGAGCAUCCGAGAUGCGGACCUCAGCUGACUUGGGCGGCACUCCGGUUGCAUAAACAGACGGGAGUGUGCGCUGCAUGUUGGUGAUUUUCUCUUUUUCCUUUUUUUUCUUCACGGGCAUAAUAAUCAUGACACCGCCAAGGGCGGUCCAACUUUCUCUUGGUUCUUGUCUCUGGCGUAGAAGUUUCUGAAUUAAGGCGUUGCUUGGGUUAGGGUUAGGUCGUCAUGGAGCUUGAAUAUAUAUACCAGGACUACAUAUAGACGCGGAUCUAUCACAUUGGAAAUGUAUGUGAGGAGUUUUAGGUUACUAAAAAGUUGAGCUAAUAUAUAUGGAAACAUGAGCCGGAUACAUAAAGGAUAUUGCCAUACUUCAGGGAUAUUCGAAGCAAAUUUCACAAAAAUACCAAGUUAAUCCAGUGUAUGAGGGUACGUCAUUCACGCAUCCAUAAUAAGCAAGAUAGUCUAUAUAAAACAAG